AUCUCCAGAGGUCCCUUCCAGCUCCCACAGGUCUGGGGUUCUGUGACGGCAGUAGGUUUCAGCUGUAACGCUCAACCACACCAUGUGGUACGCAGCAGGAAAGGAGUACAAUGUGUUGACCUGUUGGGUUUUUUACUAAUGCAGCCUCAUGCUGUUGCAUGCCUGGUGUGUACCGACCAUUGUGUGAUAAGUUUGACUUAACUUCAUAAUGUGUUUCUUUAGGUGUGGCAGUUAUCAGAGAGAAUAAGUAUCAAUGUGUGCUCCCUGCUGGACUGGAAGCGUUGCAUGGCUGUCCACCUCUGGUACCUGCUUCCUCCAACAGCUUCUAUUUCCAAGGCACUUGCCAUGUAUGAGUUGGCGUUUCAGAACACACCAGAGUGUGAAAAAUAUGCCUGCUGUCCUCUGCCUCCUUACCUAGAAGAUUCUGGCUGUGUAAUUGAAGAUGAUGAUAAUGCAGGAAGACCUCUGAGAGAUGUCUGUUUCCAUUUGUUAAAGCUCUACAGUGACAGGCACUAUGAUCUUGACCAGCUCCUUGAUCCCAGGAGCAUAACAUCUGACCCUCUGGACUACCGUCUCAGCUGGCACCUGUGGGAAGUGCUCAGAACCCUGAACUAUUCCCACCUAUUCAAGCAGAGUCGAGGGGUGCUGAAUACUAGCUACGCUGCCCAGCUCGAAAGCGAAGGGCUUUGGGAAUGGGCCGUUUUUAUACUGCUGCACGAGCCUGACACACACAUACGGGAGAAGGCAGUGCGUGAACUCUUAAAUCGGCACUGCGUCCUCUCAGAGACACCGGAGUCUUGGGCCAAGGAGACUUUUCUGACACGAAGGCUCUGCGUCCCCCCAGAGUGGAUUCACGAAGCAAAGGCAGUUCGAGCAAGGAUGGAGGGUGACAAGCAUAAAGAAGCCCUCUUCUUGUUCAAGGCUGGGCACUGGAACGAGUGUCACAAGCUGGUUGUCAGGCACUUGGCCUCAGAUGCUAUUAUUAACGAAAACUACAAGUACCUGAAAGGAUUCCUGGAAGAUCUUGCCCCUCCAGAGCGCAGUGCACUCAUCCAGGACUGGGAGAUGGCGGGGCUGGUCUACCUAGAUUACAUCCGUGUUAUCGAGAUGCUUGAUAGGAUUCAGCAGCUGGAUUGUUCCACCUACGAGCUGGAGCGGUUACAUACCAAAGUGACGUCGCUGUGCAACAGGAUAGAUCAGAUCCAGUGCCACAACGCAAAGGACCGCCUGGCUCAGUCGGAUAUGGCCAAGCGCAUCGCUAACCUGCUGCGGGUGGUCCUCAGCCUGCAGCAUGCCCCAGAGCCCAUCCCUGACUCCACGCCCGACCUGCAGCGCGUCCCGCUUCGCCUGCUCGCUCCCCACAUCGGACGGCUGCCUAUGCCCGAGGACUAUGCCUUGGAGGAGCUCCGCAGCCUCACCCAGUCUUACCUUCGGGAGCUGACAGUAGUGACUCACUGAGGAAGGAUCCCUUCCACCGAUGGACAGUUUUUACCGUUUGUUAACCCUUACCACUCUUCUGAGGGCGAACAACCUCUCCAGCCACGCAGGUUUUUCCAUAGAGGUGUAAAACAGCUUUAGUAUGUGGGCUAACGCAGGAAUUUUUGUAACCUGGGGGAGGAUUGAGACUGGUUGGACCUUGCUGGCUGGCACCCUCAACCACACCACGUUUUCCUAGAAUCAAUAAAGCGCCUCUUGCCGAA
Molecule: messenger RNA, 1700 nt
Organism: Grus americana (Whooping crane)
Lineage: Eukaryota; Metazoa; Chordata; Aves; Gruiformes; Gruidae
Product: nuclear pore complex protein Nup98-Nup96-like
Exons: 7
Coding region: 286-1458 (390 amino acids)
Source: RefSeq, a predicted model, not a curated record